AUGAAGGGAGAGAACGUGACCAGGGUCAGCACGUUCAUCCUGCUGGGCUUCCCCACAGCCCCCCGGCUGCAGUACGCACUCUUCCUCCUCUUCCUGCUCACCUACCUCUUCAUCCUGCUGGAGAACCUGGCCAUCAUCCUCACCGUCUGGAGCAGCACUGCGCUCCACAGGCCCAUGUACUACUUCUUGGGCUCCAUGUCUUUCCUGGAGAUCUGGUACGUGUCUGACAUCAUCCCCAAGAUGCUGGACGGUUUUCUCCUGCAGCGCAAGCACAUCUCCUUCGUGGGCUGCAUGACUCAGCUCUAUUUCUUCAGCUCCCUGGUGUGCACUGAGUGCGUGCUCCUGGCCUCCAUGGCCUACGACCGCUACGUGGCCAUCUGCCACCCACUGCGCUACCAAGUCAUCAUGACCACGGGGCUCUGCAUACAGCUGGUGCUCUUCUCUUUCGCAAGUGGCUUCUCCAUCUCUAUGAUCAAGGUGUACUUUAUCUCCAGUGCCACGUUCUGUGGCUCCAAUGUCCUGAACCACUUUUUUUGUGACAUAUCCCCCAUCCUCAAACUGGCCUGCACAGACUUCUCCACCGCAGAGCUUGUGGACUUCAUCCUGGCUUUCAUCAUCCUGGUGUUUCCCCUUAUUUCCACCAUUAUGUCCUACGCAUACAUCACCCUGGCCGUCCUGCGCAUCCCCUCGGCGUCGGGUCGCUGGAAAGCCUUUUCCACCUGCGCUUCCCACCUCACGGUGGUCACCAUCUUCUAUACGGCCAUGAUCUUCAUGUACGUGCGGCCCCAGGCCAUUGAUUCUCGGAGUUCCAACAAGCUCAUUUCUGCCGUUUAUACAGUUCUCACCCCAAUAAUAAACCCAUUGAUCUAUUGUCUUCGAAACAAGGAAUUUAAGGAUGCAAUGAAAAGGGCACUGGGCCUGGGUGAGUCUUCACAUUAA
This is a messenger RNA of Sorex fumeus (smoky shrew), 939 nucleotides long. RefSeq names its product olfactory receptor 6B2. Lineage: Eukaryota; Metazoa; Chordata; Mammalia; Eulipotyphla; Soricidae. Gene Ontology annotation, biological process: G protein-coupled receptor signaling pathway. The record is from RefSeq and is a predicted model, not a curated record. Gene Ontology annotation, molecular function: G protein-coupled receptor activity; olfactory receptor activity. Gene Ontology annotation, cellular component: membrane. The coding region runs from base 1 to 939 and encodes 312 amino acids. The transcript has a single exon.